AUGCCAAAUAAAGAAAACAACACACGUCUAACGUACUUGUACCAAUUGAGCAACAUGUUCACUACAUCCACCACAAGCACCACCCGUAACUCAGCAUCUAUACUAGCGAGAGGCUACGACCGCAACUUCGACCUCAUCGCGAAAAAGACCGUGUCCAAAAUCUCGCCCAAUGUGAAACGCACCAUGUGCAAGCGAUGUCACUGCUUGCUCGUGCCUGGCCUAACCAUGUCGAUGCGGAUUGAAAACUUGAGCAAGACAAAAGACGAGAAACUGGAUGUGCUUAUAUACGAAUGCUUGCAAUGCGGUCAGUGCAAGAGGUUCCCCGUGGGGCGGGACCGCGAGUAUGUUCCGUUCCACGAACGAAAUACCGUGGUGACCACCAGCUGA
Lodderomyces beijingensis is the source of this 387-nucleotide messenger RNA. The record is from the annotation of a GenBank genome assembly. NCBI's taxonomy places the organism in Eukaryota, Fungi, Ascomycota, Pichiomycetes, Serinales, Debaryomycetaceae.